UUCAAAUUAACCAAAAAAUAAUUAUAACAUGCUAGAAGGGUACAUGGUAGUCCUGCCCGUACCAGAUUAUCUUCCAAAUACUUAUUAGAAGAAUAGAACACUGAAGAAGCCUCCUUAUGCAAGAAAACUUCUCUCUCUCUCUCUCUCUCUCUCUCUUUCCUUCUCUCUCUACAGUUAGGGAUUCUUUCUUCUCUGUAAUUCCAAUCUUCUUCAACCAUGGUGCUCGAGGCGACAAUGAUCUGUAUUGACAAUUCGGAAUGGAUGCGGAACGGUGAUUAUUCUCCUUCUAGGAUUCAAGCUCAGGCUGACGCUGUGAACCUUAUUUGUGGAGCAAAAACCCAGUCUAACCCAGAGAACACAGUGGGAGUUCUCACAAUGGCUGGGAAAGGGCUUCGUGUUUUGGUGACUCCAACUAGUGAUCUUGGCAAGAUCCUAGCAUGCAUGCAUGGUUUAGAAAUAGGCGGUGAGAUGAAUCUGGCUGCUGGUAUCCAGGUGGCUCAGUUGGCUCUCAAGCAUAGGCAGAACAAGAAGCAGCAACAAAGAAUUAUUGUCUUUGCUGGAAGUCCCAUAAAACAUGAAAAAAAGACUUUAGAGAUGAUUGGAAGAAAGUUGAAAAAGAACAGUGUAGCACUUGAUAUUGUUAAUUUUGGUGAAGAAGAUGAUGGAAAGAAUGAGAAGGUAGAGGCACUUCUUGGUUCGGUGAACAACAAUGACACUAGCCACAUUGUUCAUGUUCCACCUGGUCCAAAUGUUUUGUCUGAUGUGCUUAUUAGUACACCUAUCUUCACCGGUGAUGGGGAAGGUGCAAGUUUUGCAGCAGCAACUGCUGCCGCUGCAGCUGGAGGUGGUGGUUUUGAUUUUGGUGUAGAUCCCAACUUAGAUCCAGAGCUGGCGCUUGCUCUUAGAGUUUCAAUGGAAGAAGAGAGAGCCAGGCAGGAAGCAGCUGCUAAAAGGGCUGCAGAGGAGGCAACUAAGGAUGGGAAAGAGGGGGAACAACCAUCCAGCUCACAGGAUGCAACUAUGACAGAGCGCGCCACCGUUGCAACUUCUGGAGCUGACACUAAGGCAGCAACUGAUUUGACGGACGAUGAGAACGCUCUACUGCAGCAGGCCCUUGCAAUGUCAAUGGAUGACCCUGCAUCUGGUGAUGUGCGAGACACAGAUAUGUCAGAGGCAGCUGCAGAGGACCCAGAAUUGGCCCUAGCACUUCAAUUGUCAGUGCAAGAAGGUGCAAAAGAUUCAUCUAACCAGGCAGAUAUGAGCAAGUUGCUGGCUGAUCAGUCAUUUGUGUCUUCCAUUCUUGCCUCUCUUCCGGGAGUUGAUCCAAACGAUCCUUCAGUUAAAGAUUUGCUGGCUUCCAUGCAAAGCCAGUCAGAGGGUGACCAGAAGAAAUCUGAAGACAAAGAAUCGAAAGAAGAAGACAAAUGAUUGUUGAGAGCAGAGCUGUUUUUCCAUGCGAGAUCAAAAAGGGUUCUUCUUCUCUCCAUUUGCACCACAAAAAAUUAUUUGUAAUUUCGGUGCUCCCUUGUUAUAAACUAUUAUGGGUUGUGUCUCUUUCUUGAGUUGGGGGUGACUUGACAUUAGCAGAGAGUAUUAUUCUCAGAAAGUACACUAUUGAAAAUACAUCUCUGCUUUGUUUCGACAUUAUAAUUAAUAUCUUUUUACUUGACUAUUUA
Cannabis sativa is the source of this 1676-nucleotide messenger RNA. Its product is annotated as 26S proteasome non-ATPase regulatory subunit 4 homolog. Gene Ontology annotation, biological process: proteasome-mediated ubiquitin-dependent protein catabolic process. NCBI's taxonomy places the organism in Eukaryota, Viridiplantae, Streptophyta, Magnoliopsida, Rosales, Cannabaceae. The coding region runs from base 217 to 1428 and encodes 403 amino acids. The record is from RefSeq and is a predicted model, not a curated record. The transcript has 11 exons. Gene Ontology annotation, cellular component: cytosol; proteasome regulatory particle, base subcomplex; nucleus. Gene Ontology annotation, molecular function: polyubiquitin modification-dependent protein binding.